Molecule: messenger RNA, 1380 nt
Organism: Pocillopora meandrina
Lineage: Eukaryota; Metazoa; Cnidaria; Anthozoa; Scleractinia; Pocilloporidae
Source: the annotation of a GenBank genome assembly
AUGAUAAUCACAGGCGUAAUCCAAACGACCACAGUGAAAAGGGAAGCCAUGGCAAACUCGAAGCGCGCGGACAUUAUGUUGGGCAAAAAUUUCAAACCGGAAGGACAACCCAGCCCUUGCAAGCCUUACCUUGCAUUUUCAAUCGAUAAUAUUUUGAGAAGAAAAGAAGAAACUUCGCGAAACAUAACGUGUGUUGUCAACGGGAACAAAGCAUACACAGCGAGAUCUGAAUUUGAAGACCUGCAAGAGAGCUCUAAAAGAGGAACGGAAGAUUCAACUAAAAUUACCCAUUUACCUUGGUUGGCAUAUACACGUUACUCGCCGCCUAAACUUCCAAGUGAGUGUUAUUUGCGCAUCUAUUUUUUUCUUGAAAAAACGUAUCGAUACCAGCGCUGUUUUAUGCUUUGGGAAAUGGCGGAGACGAAGGAGGGUUACUAAGUGAUUCACUUCGUUUGGCCGUGUGGCCGACUAUUGGAAAGCGAUGGAAAUAUUCAUUUAUCUCCAGAUAGCUAACUUAUUUUGAAGUCUGAUAUAGAUAAUUAAUUGUAAUAAGGCAUGCUUUGAUAACAAAAAGAGGUGAGUUGUGCGCACUGACUUUUGUUAUUGUACAUGUGUGAGGAGAAACCUGUGGAACUUUUCAAUUCGAAACUAGACAGCUUAAAAGCUUAAAAAAAAAAGGCAAAUGAACUUCUUGGGUUACAACCAGCAAAGUUCAAAGGAAGAAACCUUUACCUCGUUCAUAAUAAUUUUUGAACUGAUAUUACCGGCGUUCUCUUGUGGGUUUGUAAUCUGAUGUUUGUAACGGAUAAACAAAAAUUAUACCAAACAAUUGGGCUAAAGUUUGGUUUGAAUCAGUUUGCGACUGACUACUUGAACAUUGUACUCUAGCAAACUAGUAAUACCUAUCUGUGAUGAGUUUAGAAUAAAUAUUACAGCAUGUUGAAGUAAAGUCCUUGUUGCGCAGGGUCAAGGAGAAGACUUAACAACAGCAAACGUCGUUCAAGUGGUUGUCCUCGGGUGCCAUUCUCCACUUCACAGCUGAUGACCUUAGAGCAGAAAUAUACAGAAAAUCACUAUCUCUCUGGAUCACAAGUCACCGAUCUGGCGCACAGCUUAGACUUACCACAGCAUCGAAUCAAGAUUUGGUUUCAAAACCGACGGGCGCGAGAGAAACGAAACCAAGAGGAAAGUUCGAUCAACAGGAUGGAGGAGCAACCAACAAAUUUCUCGCAACAGGUUGUGUUAAAUACACAGUUAACAGCUUGUUAUGUGCCUUCUCCGCUGACCUCAAACUUUUCCAUGGACUGUUUUGGUUUAGGCGGCCACUCGCCGUAUAAAAUGCACAGGCCCGCAGCAAUGGGUACCUUUCCUUUCAGCUGA